GCAUGAUAAAUGGUCUUAAGAUCAUCUUCAGACCUGUACAGAAAUGGAGACUGGACACCAAUCUCUGGCAUUAGAGAUUCUGAUUCGUAUAAUUCUUGUUGUUACAUUUCAUAUAACAGAUGACGCCGUCCCGUACUUCAGAAAGAUUCAGAAGGAAGAACAAUGGCUGUACAGAUAUCCAAGAACUCCGAGCUUCUACCCCGGAUAUAUACUAUGGGUGACUGUGUUGACUGUGCCUGUGUUGAUGGUGAUGAUUUUCUUGUUCAUCAGAAGAGACAGGGUGGAUGCAAAGCAAGCUCUCCUGUGUGCCUCCCUGGCCAUAUUCCUGACUGGGUGUGUCACCAAUUUUAUCAAGCUGGGAGUUGGAAGACCUCGGCCAGAUUUCCUGGAGCGAUGCUUUCCUGAUGGACAGAUUCGAGAUGACAUGAACUGUACAGGGAGAGCUAAAGACGUCAUUCAGGGUUACAAGAGUUUCCCCAGUGGACAUUCCUCUUUUGCUUUUUCCAGCCUGGGAUUUACAGCCCUGUACUUUGCUGGAAAAAUGCACAUUUUUAACCGGAACGGUCACGGGAAUUCCCUAAAGAUCUGUCUGUUUGUCUCUCUGUUGAUCUGGGCAACACUGAUAGCAGUGUCAAGGACGGCCGACUUUCAUCAUCACUGGCAAGAUGUCACAGUGGGCAGUAUCCUUGGAAUGACCUUGACCUACUUUUGUUACCACCAGUAUUACCCAGCUCUGUCUCGGUCCGUUUCCCACCUGCCGUAUAUUUCACUGCCGUCAGAGCGAGAUCUCAUUCCUACAUCACCUGUACACAUAAUGAAUAAAGCUGACCACGUAGACUCUCUCUUAAAAAUGAACAUGGAUCUACUGUUCAGUCCUUACCCCGACUGUUACCCCGCCCCCGUCAUCACUAUACAGGCCCGGGUACAUCCGCCGACCCACCCUUCCACUACACAACAGCCAAAACAAGUCAUGUGUCAACAACCUCUUAAGGACCCCUGUGUUCUCAUCACCAACGAUGAUUACUACCGCGUACCAACCAUAUCAUCAGGUGUCAACCAGCAGCCUUACUAUCAUACGGGUCCUUCCCUCGGUUUGGAGGAAGAUCUUCCCAUUCCCGAUUUCAACCAUCUGCCCUCCAGCCUGGAGGAAGAAGACAACAACAAUCACACCAAUACCCUGAGGUCCGCCAUUUUCCAGAAGAUACUCAACAGUUAUCCACAGCUCAACAGAAAACUGAAGAGGAGUCACCAUGUAGCUAAAAAGUUCCAGCAGGCACCAGGCAACCUAUCUGACUGCGUUUACCAGACUUCGCUGACCCCAGAAUCUACAGAUGACGCCAUCAUUGGUGACCUGGCUUCCAGCAUCAUGGACGACGAGUUUGACGGUGGAUACUGCAGUUUCAGUGACAAUGCCUCUGUGAACUCCAGUGGAUCGAUCUCUCCGAACUCCUCCGCGGUUGAACUACUGCAACAAAAGCUUCUCAGUGACGUCGAUGUGAAGAGCGAGUGUUCGAAGUUCGAAAACUUUGACAAUAUUACCAAACCGUGUGAGAAUGCUAAGACCAAACCAGUGACCUUUCUUGUCAAGACUCUGCCCAAACCAGCUAAAUACCAGUGUAAUGUCUGUGGGAAAAGCUACAAAGGAAAUACAAAUCUAAACUACCAUAUGGCGACACAUACUGGAAUCCGUCCUCACAAGUGUUCCAUCUGCGGGAAGGCCUUUACCCAGAAGUCCACACUGCGUACUCACUUCCGGAUCCACACUGGCGAAAAGCCGUACAAAUGCCGGACUUGUGUGCGCGCAUUCGCAGAUUACUCCACGUGUAUGAAACAUGAGCGUACCCACAGCGGUGAGAAGCCUUACGCAUGCCCAGUGUGCGGAAAGUGUUUUGCCCAGUCCGGAAACAUGCUCCGCCACCGUCAGACACACAGGAAGAACUAAUUAAAGUGCUUAUAUUCCAAUACUCCC
This is a messenger RNA of Saccostrea echinata, 1969 nucleotides long. RefSeq lists its product as uncharacterized. Lineage: Eukaryota; Metazoa; Mollusca; Bivalvia; Ostreida; Ostreidae. The record is from RefSeq and is a predicted model, not a curated record. Gene Ontology annotation, molecular function: phosphatidate phosphatase activity. The transcript is spliced from 9 exons. Gene Ontology annotation, biological process: phospholipid metabolic process. The coding region runs from base 44 to 1942 and encodes 632 amino acids.